Eutrema salsugineum is the source of this 2025-nucleotide messenger RNA. RefSeq names its product putative cysteine-rich receptor-like protein kinase 32. Gene Ontology annotation, biological process: protein phosphorylation. The record is from RefSeq and is a predicted model, not a curated record. Gene Ontology annotation, molecular function: protein kinase activity; ATP binding. NCBI's taxonomy places the organism in Eukaryota, Viridiplantae, Streptophyta, Magnoliopsida, Brassicales, Brassicaceae.
CUAAAAAUGUUUCUUGACAAUCUCUUCUCAAUCCUCUGUUUUUUCCUAGCUGUUAACUUCGGCUACCUGUCUGCAGAACCAAAAUGCGGAGAGAAUAUGUUUUUCAGACCCAAUGGUACAUACGAUACAAACCGUAAGCUCGUUCUCUCAACUCUUGCUUCAAACGUCAGCUCUCGAGACGGCUUCUACAACGUCUCGGUUGGUGAAGGCCCUGGAAAGAUCUAUAUCUUAGGCCUCUGUAUCCCAGGGGCUGAUCCAAAGGUCUGUUCCGAUUGUAUCGAACCAGGGUCUGUCGGUUUAUCACAAAGCUGUCCGAACCAGACCGACUCAUGGGACUGGAGAGCCGACAAGACACUCUGUUUUGUCCGUUACUCCAACAGCUCGUUUUUCAAUCGGAACGAUUCAGCGCCGAUACAAGCAGAGUACUUUAGUAGAAGGUUCCAAGGGAACCUCCUUGCAGCUUAUACAAGAACAUGGGACGCUUUCAUGGAAUUUAUGCUCACCCGAGUCGGUCAACCUCGAUACCUGGCCGAUAGAUCCAAUCUGAUAGUCAUAGAUUCAGCUCCAAAAGAUUCUGAACGUAUAUACGUGCUGAUGCAGUGUAUUCCGGGGAUAUCCUCUGAGGCAUGUGAAUGCUGUAUUCGAGAAAGUGUUGGUGUGUACAAGAAAUGCUGCAAUGGGUUCAUGGGUGGAACCGUUCGCAAGCCGGUCUGCUUCUUUCGGUGGGAUGCGUAUGCAUAUCUUGGUGCCUUUGAUGCCUUUGAUGACACGCCAUCUCUACCUCCUCAAGAAUCUCAACCCACGCCGCUUACUCCUUCUCUUUCUCCUCCUCCUCCUCCAGAUGAGAAAACGAUUUCUACCGGAGCUAUUGUGGCAAUUGUCGUUUCUGCGGUUAUAUUUGUAGUGCUGCUCGCUUUAGGAUUAGUUAUUUGGAAGAGAAAACAAUCAUACAAAACAUUAAAACCUCAAACUGAUGAUGACAUGACAAGUCCACAGUCUCUGCAAUAUGAUUUUACUACAAUUGAAGCGGCAACUGAUAACUUUUCAGUUAAUAACAAACUAGGUCAAGGGGGAUUUGGUGCAGUUUACAAGGGAAUGUUACCAAAUGAUACAGAAAUUGCGAUGAAGCGGCUAUCGAGAAAUUCAGGACAAGGCACACAAGAGUUCAAGAACGAGGUUGUAAUUGUGGCCAAGCUUCAACACAAGAAUCUUGUUAGGCUUCUAGGGUUUUGCGUGGAAGGAGAUGAACAAAUACUUGUCUACGAGUUUGUUCCAAACAAGAGCCUUGAUUAUUUCCUCUUUGAUCCAACAAAGAAGAGUCAGCUAGAUUGGAAUAGACGGUACAACAUCAUAGGAGGGAUAACGAGAGGAAUUCUUUAUCUUCAUCAAGACUCAAGACUCACCAUCAUACAUCGUGACAUCAAAGCAAGUACCAUUCUGUUAGAUGCUGACAUGAACCCUAAAAUAGCGGAUUUCGGAAUGGCUAGGAAUUUCAGAGUUGACCAAACUGAAGACAGGACAAGAAGAGUGGUUGGAACAUUCGGUUACAUGCCUCCAGAGUAUGUUACGCAUGGCCAAUUCUCUACCAAAUCUGACGUCUAUAGCUUUGGAGUAUUGAUUCUGGAGAUUGUUUGUGGAAAGAAGAAUAGCAGCUUCUAUCAGAUGGAUGAUUCUGGUGGCAAUUUGGUUACACAUGUUUGGAGGCUUUGGAACAAUGAUUCACCUUUAGAACUAAUCGACCCUGCGAUUGGGGAAAGCUACGAGAAGGAUGAAGUCAUUAGAUGCAUCCAUAUCGGACUAUUAUGCGUUCAAGAAAAUCCAGAAGAUCGACCAGAAAUGUCUAUAAUCUUUCAGAUGCUUACCAAUAACUCCAUUAUUCUGCCUGUGCCUCAACCACCUGGAUUUUUCUUCAGGAACAGACCCAAUUUAGCUUUAACCUAUGGAUCCGAGCAGGGCCAGUCGAGCAGCAAGUCUAUUCCUUUUUCUAUAGACAGUGCAUCAAUCACUAGAGUCACUCCUCGUUGA